Messenger RNA from Ahaetulla prasina, 1502 nucleotides. RefSeq names its product C-X-C motif chemokine receptor 5 (gene CXCR5). Gene Ontology annotation, cellular component: membrane. The transcript is spliced from 2 exons. NCBI's taxonomy places the organism in Eukaryota, Metazoa, Chordata, Lepidosauria, Squamata, Colubridae. Gene Ontology annotation, biological process: chemotaxis; lymph node development; immune response. The record is from RefSeq and is a predicted model, not a curated record. Gene Ontology annotation, molecular function: C-X-C chemokine receptor activity.
CAACAGGCUGAGCACCCGUGUGUUGCUUCCUAAGUCAUGGCCGAGUUUAAGGUCACCCUGGAGAAUGUCAUGAACUGGACCUUCAACUACAACCUCACCGACAGCGAAGGGAACUACUCCUAUGGCGACUAUCUGUGUCCUCAUGCGGAAGGCAACCCCAGGCAGCCUUUCCAGAGUGUCCUGGUGCCCUUCAUCCACCUGCUCAUCUUCCUGCUUGGAGGUCUGGGCAACCUUCUGGUGGUGGUCAUCCUGUGGCGCUACAGACGCUCCCGUACUUCCACAGAGCUCUUCCUUCUCCACUUUGCCCUGGCCAAUCUGCUACUGCUGCUCACCUUCCCCUUUGGCGUGGCAGAGAGCCUGGUGGGCUGGGUCUUUGGCCUCUUCUUCUGCAAGUUGCUGAGUGCUGCCAACGGGAUGAGCUUCUACAGCAGCAGCCUACUGCUCAGCUGCAUCAGCGUGGACCGUUACCUGGCCGUGGUCUGCGCCCUGCAGACCUUCCAGAGGCAGCGUGGCCUCUCCAUCCACCUGACCUGCCUGGGCAUCUGGCUGGUCUCCUUUCUGCUGGCCAUGCCCGACUUGCUGUUCACAGACGUCUGAGUCCAAAGCAACCUGAGUGUCUGCCACUUCAGGGAGUAUGGCACGCAUGGCAUCAACUCCUGGCUGGCCAAGCGCUUCCUCUACCACCUGGUGGGUUUCUUCCUGCCCUUGGGGGUCAUGUGCUAUUGCUACACAGCCAUCGUGAGACUCCUCUGCCAGUCUCAGCGGCUGCAGCGGCAAAAGGCCGUGAAGGUAGCCAUUGCGGUCACGAGUGUCUUCCUGCUCUGCUGGACCCCUUACAAUGUGGUCAUUUUCUGGGACACACUCACCAAGCUGGAGGUCACAGGGAAGUCCUGUACGGUUGACCAGGGGCUGAGCAGUGCCAUUGUUGUGAGCGAGGUGCUUGCCUACAGCCACUGCUGCCUGAAUCCCAUCCUCUACGCCUUUGUGGGCAUCCGGUUCCGCCAUGACUUUUGUCGAAUCCUGCAUGAUGUGGGCUGUCUGAGUCAGGGGACCCUGCAGGAGAUUCUGGGCAGCCGCAGAAUUGAGAGCAGUACGGAGACUAACCUCUCCAGUGUUCGGCACGGGGCCUCCUCCUACUCUGGAAAUGCCACGACUUCCAGUCUGCCAGAUCGGUUCAUUUUUCACAAGGAUCCAAAUGGCCAAGAGUGUCAGGAGGAAUGCUCAGAUCCGACUUGGGCCCAAAACAGAGCCUAAGCCAGGGGUGAAAUGCUCCCGGUUCGGACUGGAUUGCCCGAUCCGGUAGUGAUGGCAGCGGGUGGUUCGGAGAACCAGUAGCAAAAAUCCCUGCCUCCCCCCCCCCGCCCCAUGCCCAGCUGAGCUGCACGAUCAUCAGAGGUUUUUGGGUUUUUUUUACUUUUAAAAGCAUUUUUUUUUUGGCUGAAAAAAUGCUUUUAAAAGUUAAAAAAAACCCUCUGAUGAUCACGCGGCUCAGCUGGGAUUGU